CAUUUAUUCAGGCUUAGAGAAACCUCCAGAAGACUGCUAUCAUGGCAGAGAAACCCAAGCUCCACUACUUCAAUGCACGGGGCAGAAUGGAGUCCACCCGGUGGCUCCUGGCUGCAGCUGGAGUAGAGUUUGAAGAGAUAUAUAUAAAAUCUCCAGAAGAUUUGGACAAGUUAAGAAAUGAUGGAUAUUUGAUGUUCCAGCAAGUGCCAAUGGUUGAGAUUGACGGGAUGAAGCUGGUGCAGACCAGAGCCAUUCUCAACUACAUUGCCAGCAAAUACAACCUCUACGGGAAAGACAUAAAGGAGAGAGCCCUGAUUGACAUGUAUACAGAAGGUAUAGCAGAUUUGGGUGAAAUGAUCCUCCAUCUGCCCAUAUGUCCACCUCAGGAAAAAGAUGCCAAAGUUGCCUUGAUCAAAGAGAAAACAAAAAAUCGCUACCUCCCUGCCUUUGAAAAAGUCUUAAAGAGCCAUGGACAA
Molecule: messenger RNA, 476 nt
Organism: Piliocolobus tephrosceles (Ugandan red Colobus)
Lineage: Eukaryota; Metazoa; Chordata; Mammalia; Primates; Cercopithecidae
Product: glutathione S-transferase A1-like
Exons: 5
Biological process (GO): xenobiotic metabolic process; glutathione metabolic process
Cellular component (GO): extracellular exosome; cytosol
Molecular function (GO): glutathione transferase activity
Source: RefSeq, a predicted model, not a curated record